This is a messenger RNA of Aegilops tauschii subsp. strangulata, 2167 nucleotides long. Its product is annotated as protein NRT1/ PTR FAMILY 8.3. NCBI's taxonomy places the organism in Eukaryota, Viridiplantae, Streptophyta, Magnoliopsida, Poales, Poaceae. Gene Ontology annotation, biological process: transmembrane transport. The record is from RefSeq and is a predicted model, not a curated record. Gene Ontology annotation, molecular function: transmembrane transporter activity. Gene Ontology annotation, cellular component: membrane.
UCCUCGAUAAGAGUCUAGACAAACGCUUCCCAUUGUCCCAUUUGGAGAUGCUCUUGGCUGUUUAAUUAUACACUGCGGAAAUUUUCUCAAUGCCAACAACAUGGGGCCAGCUUAGAGGACGAGGCUGCCUGCACGGGCCAAUUGCAGCAUCUGACAAGCGACAGGCGUACGCUCCCAAGCUCCCGCCAUGGCCUCCACCGGCGAGCACACCGUGGCCCUGCUUGCCCGCCUUCCCGCCGAGGCGGCGGAGGCGUACACCACCGACGGGUCCCUUGAUUUCGACGGGAACCCGGCGCUCAAGAAUCGCACAGGUGGAUGGCCCGCGUGCCGCUCAAUUCUCGGUACCGAGUUCUGCUACUGCCUGGCGUUCCACGGCAUCUCCUUCAACCUCGUCACGUACCUCACCGGCGUCCUGGGCCAGAGCAACGUCGCUGCGGCGAGGAACGUGUCCACCUGGCAGGCCACCUGCUUCCUCAUGCCUCUCGGCGGCGCCGUCGUCGCAGACUCCUACUGCGGAAGGUACCGCACCAUGGUCGUCUCCUGCUUCAUCGGCGUCGCAGGCAUGCUGAUGACAGCUCUCUCAGCGUACCUGCCGCUGCUCGUCAAGAACAUCGUGUCGUCCAACAUUGUGUCGUCUCAGGAAUUCGUCUUGUUUCUCGGCCUCUACAUGAUCGCCGUUGGGUUGGGCGGCCUCCGGCCGUGCCUCAUGUCCUUCGGCGCCGACCAGUUCGACGACGGCGAUCCGUCGGAGCGCGCCACCAAGGGCUCCUUCUUCAACUGGGACGUAUUCAACAUGAACUGCGCGUCGCUCAUAUCCAGCACGGGCAUCGUGUGGGUGCAGGAUCACUAUGGCUGGGCUCUGGGCCUGACCAUCCCAGCGGUCGUCCUGGCCGCCGGACUAUCUUGUCUGGUGGCGACGUCGCGGACGUACAGGUUUCAGCGAACUCGCGGCAGCCCGCUCACCAGAGUGUGCCAGGUCGUCGUCGCUGCCGUGAGGAAGUUCAGCGUCGACACGCCGGCCGAUAGCUCUCUGCUCUACGACAUGCCGGAGGACCACCUCGCCGGAGUUCCGAGGAUCGAGCACACCACUGAUCUCCGAUUCUUCGACAAGGCCGCCAUUCUUGUGGCUUCCGACAAGGAGGUGGAGGCGGCAGCCGCGCCAGCGCGGACCAGCCCGUGGAGACUCUGCGUCGUUACGCAGGUCGAGGAGUUCAAGAUUCUCGUGCGGAUGCUGCCGCUCUGGGCGACCGUCGUCUUCUUCUAUGCCGUGUCGGCGCAGGUCACGUCGACGUUCGUCGAGCAAGGCAUGGCGAUGGACGCCACCGUCGGCUCCGUGCGCGUCCCGCCGGCAUCCAUGUCCACCUUCGAUAUACUCACCAUCAUCCUCCUGGUCCCGCUCUACGACCGGGCUUUCGUUCCGGCUGCCAGGAGGCUCACCGGGAGGGAGAAGGGCAUCUCGGAGCUGCAGAGGAUCGGCGCCGGACUCGCCAUGCCCGUGCUCGCCAUGGCCGCCGCGGCGCUUCUAGAGACGGCGCGCCUCCGUGCGGCGCCAAACUCGACGAGCGUGCUGUGGCAGGCGCCGCAGUACACGCUGGUUGGCGUGGGCGAGCUGCUCACUACCAUCGGGCAGCUCGACUUCUUCUACGGCCAGGCGCCGCCCGCCAUGAAGACCGUGUGCACUGCGCUCGGGCUCCUUGCAAUAGCGGCCGGCGGCUACCUGAGCUCGUUCCUACUGACGACCGUGCAGUGGGCCACUACGACCGGCGGCGCGCCGGGGUGGAUCCCCGACGACCUGAACGAGGGUCAUCUGGAUCGCUUCUUCUGGAUGAUGGCCGGACUUGGUUGCCUCAAUCUGAUCGCGUUCGGGAGCUGCGCCAGGAGGUACAAAUCCAGGAAGGGUUGCUGAUUUUUCAGUUGCUUCACCAUGCGCACAUUUCUUUUUACAGCCUACGGUGUAUGAUGCACUCAAGACAAUGCACACGAUUCAUCAGCAAUAGAGAAAUGCCUCAAAAAAUAUCAGCAAUAGUGAACCACUUCAAGAAUGUGAACUGGGUUCACUUGUGUUGUGUGGAGGGUCGAUGUUCAACCCCGCUAAAAGUCGAUAAAAUAUAUGAGCUUUUUGCUCAACACAUUUUUUUUUGAAGAAAGGGUGAAUUUUAUUGAUUUA